Anolis sagrei ordinatus is the source of this 1408-nucleotide messenger RNA. It is a transcript of the gene CHI3L2, whose product is annotated as chitinase 3 like 2. The record is from RefSeq and is a predicted model, not a curated record. Gene Ontology annotation, cellular component: extracellular region. Gene Ontology annotation, biological process: chitin catabolic process; carbohydrate metabolic process. NCBI's taxonomy places the organism in Eukaryota, Metazoa, Chordata, Lepidosauria, Squamata, Anolidae. Gene Ontology annotation, molecular function: chitin binding; chitinase activity.
CCUGUCUAGUUCUUAUAAAGCUGAUUCAAAGCAAUGCUACAGGUACAACACAGGAAAGGACACAGAAGUGCUAGUGGGAUAUAGAAGAGCAGAGCACACAAUGAUGAGCCGAGCAAUCCUAAGGACUGGUAUAGUGGCACUGAUAUGUCUACAGCAUGUUUCAACCUUUAAGUUGGUUUGCUACUUCACCAACUGGUCUCAGUAUCGGGAGGAACCAGGGCGCUUUAUCACUGAUCACAUUGAUCCAGGCCUCUGCACCCACAUCAUUUAUGCUUUUGCCAAGAUAGAAAACAACAUGAUUGCAGCCACUGAGUGGAAUGACUUGAGCACGUAUGAGAGUAUCCACCAACUAAAAACCAGAAACCCCACGCUGAAGACUCUUCUCUCUGUUGGUGGAUAUUCACUAGGAUCUGCUCCCUUCAGACUCAUAACAAGAUCUCCUGCCACACGCUCAGAUUUUGUGAUGUCCGUGGUUCGGUUUCUUCGGGAAAACAAUUUUGAUGGCUUGGAUCUUUCUUGGCAAACCCCAGAACAGAAUGAUAAAAGACGUUUGGUGAACCUGGUUACGGAACUAUCUCUCACAUUUGAGAAUGAGGCUAAGAACAAUCCAAGCAAGGAGAAACUCAUUCUGAGUGUUACAGUACCAUCUGGAAAGGAAGCCAUUGAUAACGGCUAUGAUAUCAAGAGUAUCUCAAGUUCUGCAGAUUUCCUUAAUUUCUUGACUUAUGAUCUCCAUGGUUACUGGGAAGAUAACAGUCACGCCUACACGGGGCAUGUCAGUCCCCUUAAGAAGGGCCUAGCUGACAGUGGAACGGCAUCGUCUUAUAAUGUGGAUUAUGCAGUAAAAUACUUAAUAAGUAGGGGUGCUCAAGCUGAGAAGAUCGUCAUGGGAAUCCCCACGUAUGGGCGGACUUUCACUCUGUCUUCCCACCAGUCUGGAGUUGGGUCUGUGGCUUCUGGCCCAGGAAAUCCUGGUCCUUUCACAAAAGAAAUGGGAAUUCUGGCCUAUUAUGAGAUCUGCAGUUUCAAUUAUGGUGCCAGGAAAGAAUGGAUUGCAGAGCAAGCAGUUCCGUACUCUUACAAAGGAAACCAAUGGGUAGGAUAUGAAGACGUGCGAAGUGUUGCACUUAAGGUUCAGUAUAUGAAACAAAACAAUUUGGGAGGCAUUAUGAUUUGGACACUUGACCAAGAUGAUUUUUCAGGUUCUUUCUGCAAUGAAGGAAAAUAUCCAUUACUUGGAGCAGUUAAAAAAGAGCUGGACAAAUGAAUAACCAAUUCUGCAGAAUGAAUGAGCUUGAAUAUCAAGUGAACCUUGAAGAUGCAAGGAUGCUUUGUGCUUUUAUUCUAGGGAGGAAUGUAAAAGACCAAAUUGCCAUAUGCAAAACAUGGUAACAUGGUUUAAACUUUU